This is a messenger RNA of Aspergillus clavatus NRRL 1, 1455 nucleotides long. RefSeq names its product protein dprB (gene dprB). Lineage: Eukaryota; Fungi; Ascomycota; Eurotiomycetes; Eurotiales; Aspergillaceae. The transcript is spliced from 3 exons. The record is from RefSeq and is a predicted model, not a curated record. Bases 1 to 1455 code for a protein of 484 amino acids.
AUGUCUGGACUCAUGCACAAGGUUAAGGAGGCUGUCACUGGUCACCACGACUCCUCCCACAGCUCGGCCCACGACUCGACUACCCAGCAUAACACGACUCAGAACACUCACACUGGCCACAACAGCCUUGACAACACGAACACAAACACUAGACACUUUGACACUGCUCGUGCCGAUAGCCAGAUUGACAAGCAAGCUGUACGAGAUGCCACCGUGACCACUGGUCCUGAUGGGGAAAAGGUCGCUCACACUAGCACCCACGGUCCUCGCGUGGUCGAGUCUGGCCACGGCCACAGCAGCGGCCACCACACCUCUACCAGCUCCUCCACCUCCGGUCCUCACAACUCCAAGAUUGCCAACAAGCUGGAUCCUCGUGUGGAUUCGGACCGUGACAACCGCGCUCGCCAUGAGGCCAUUGGCGGCACUUAUGGCCCUCACGACUCCAACAUUGCCAACAAGAUGGAUCCCCGUGUUGACAGUGAUGCUGAUAACCGCGGUGCUCACAAGCACUCCGGCGUUGGAAGCACCGGUGCUUAUGCCAGCGGUGCCCGCGGCAGCUAUGGUAACACCAGCACCAACGCUAGACCUCACAACUCCAACAUGAUGAACAAGGCCGACCCCCGUGUCGAUUCGGACAUGGACAACCGCGCCCGUCAUGAGGCUAUCGGUGGUACCCACGGCCACCACAGCUCCAACGUUGCCAACAAGAUGGAUCCUCGCAUCGACUCCGACAUGGACAACCGCGCUGCUCGCACUGGACUUGGCUCCACCCAUGGCACCACCCACGGCACUACUGGCGCCUAUGGCGCUGGCCACACUGGCCACUCUUCGCUCGGCAGCAACACCACCCAUGGAACCACUGGUUCCUAUGGUACCGGCAUGGGCACCAGCACCAGCACCAGCACCAACGCCGGACCUCACGACUCCAACAUGAUGAACAAGAUGGACCCCCGCGUUGACUCCGACAUGGACAACCGCGGUGCCUAUGGCAGCCACGGUACCACUGGCCACUCUUCCCUCGGUAGCUCUGGCCUGGGCAGCAGCACCCACGGUACCACUGGCUCGCAUGGCACCGGCCUUGGUAGCAGCACCACCCACGGCACCACUGGCCACUCUUCCCUCGGUAGCUCCGGCCUGGGCAGCAGCACCCACGGUACUCACGGGACUGGCUCCUACGGCACUGGCACUGGCACUGGCAUGGGCAUGGGCAUGGGCAGCAGCACCAGCUCCAACGCCGGCCCCCAUAACUCCAACUUGAUGAACAAGAUGGACCCCCGCGUUGACUCCGACAUGGACAACCGCGCGCGCCACGAGGCCAUGGCUUCCAACAGCUACAACACCUCUGGCACCUCCGCCACUGCGGGCCCCCACAAUUCCAACAUCAUGAACAAGAUGGACCCCCGCGUCGACUCUGACCUCGACAACCGUGGCACCCUCGGUAGCCAGCGCUACUAA